Hibiscus syriacus is the source of this 603-nucleotide messenger RNA. RefSeq names its product protein G1-like6. Gene Ontology annotation, biological process: response to light stimulus; mRNA transcription. The transcript has a single exon. Bases 55 to 570 code for a protein of 171 amino acids. Gene Ontology annotation, cellular component: nucleus. The record is from RefSeq and is a predicted model, not a curated record. Lineage: Eukaryota; Viridiplantae; Streptophyta; Magnoliopsida; Malvales; Malvaceae.
UGUAGCUUCACUACCCUAGCUAACCAGCAAUUCCAAAAGCCAAUUAAAUUCAACAUGUCAGCCGCCGUAGCAGCCGCCGCCGCCGCCGCAAGAGUCUCAUCUAACCGCAGUUCUCAUCAUCGAAGUAACCAGCAGGCAGUGAACCAUCAACGUUGGACACCCAUUUUCCCACCAUCGCCACAACCCGCACUGCUCGUCCCAGCUUUUAGCCGCUAUGAAUCACAGAAGCAACGUGACUGGAACGCGUUCGUGCAGUACCUGAAGAUGCAUCGCCCACACUUGUGUCUCUCCCAGUGCAGCGGCGUACACGUGCUCGAAUUCUUGGAGUAUCGGUUCGUGGACACCAAAAUCCACACCCAGAACUGUCCCUUUUUGGUGGACCGACCUGAACCACCAUCGUCAUGCUCUUGCCCUCUCAAGGAAGAUUGGAGCAGCUUGGAUGGUCUGGUCGGCCGGCUCCGUGUGGCUUUUGAGGAGAACGGAGGUCAACCGGUGAUGAACCCUUUCAGUGCCGGAGUUGUAAGGCUGUACCUGAGGCAAGUGAAGGAGGCUCAAGCAAAGGGUAGAUGAAAUAGCUCACUCGCAAAGAAGAACUCAACAGCU